Myotis brandtii (Brandt's bat) is the source of this 3049-nucleotide messenger RNA. It is a transcript of the gene TM4SF20, whose product is annotated as transmembrane 4 L six family member 20. Bases 278 to 946 code for a protein of 222 amino acids. NCBI's taxonomy places the organism in Eukaryota, Metazoa, Chordata, Mammalia, Chiroptera, Vespertilionidae. The transcript has 4 exons. Gene Ontology annotation, cellular component: membrane. The record is from RefSeq and is a predicted model, not a curated record.
UCUUAGUUACCAUCUGCCUAUUUUCAUGCAUACAUUUAUCUAACAGAAACCAUAGACCUUUUCCCCGCCUUCCUUUCCCAAUCUCAUCAUAAUAUAAACUUAUCUUUACUUCCUGUCCUCACAAUAAGGUCUGCCCUCUUGGACUCCAAACCAACUCCCGAAAUUAAAUUUCAUAAGUGCUAAACUUUAACUAGGUUAGGAGGCUCAGGAUAAAGGCAAGACAGUGCCACACAAACAGCCACUUGAGCAGCAUUUCUAACUGGACCAGGACGUGACCAUGACCUGCUGUGAAGGAUGGACAUCCUGCAAUGGAUUCAGCCUGUUGGUUCUACUUCUGUCGGGAGUAGCUCUCAACGCAAUACCUCUCAUUGUCAACAGACUUGAGGAAGGCGAAUUUUUUAAAAACCCCAUCUCUUGCUUUGAGUGGUGGUUCCCAGGAAUUAUAGGAGCAGGUCUGAUGGCUAUUCCAGCAACAACAAUGUCUUUGGCAGCGAGGAAAAGAGCGUGCUGCAACAACAGAGGCGGGAUGUUUCUUUCAUCAUUUCUGAAUAUAAUCACAAUACUUGGUGCUGUGUUCUGCGUGCUGGUAUCCUUGCAGGCUCUCUUGAAAGGUCCUCUCAUCUGUAAUUCUCCAGGCAACAGUACCUGUGAAUUUUCAGUAGACAAAUUAAGGAUUUAUCCCCAAUCCUUCAAUCUACAGUGGUACUUCAAUGGAUCUUGCGUAGCUCCUAACAGUUUAAAUUCUUCCACCACGAAUGACACCAUGGCCAGUGACUUGAAAAAAUACAACUUGCAAGAAAAGAGGCACAAGACUAUCCAUUUCUCAGUAUUUGUAGGCCUACUGCUUGUGGGGAACCUUGAGCUCCUGUGUGCACUCAGUCAGAUUGUCAUCGGUUUCCUGGGCUGUCUGUGUGGAGUCUCCAAGCGAAGAAGUCGAAUUGUGUAACAAAAUGGAAAUAUAAGCAGUUUGAAUCAUCUGAGAAUUACAUUUAAAAGAUACCCUUUUAGAAGUUAGAAGUUCAUUAAUAGAACAUUAGCUAGAAAGUUGUAUUAAUCCUUCUAGUCCAAAAGGUUGUUUUUAAGGUGAUUUAAAAAAAAAAUCAGCCUUUUACAUAUAAUGUUGGUAAAUGUAAACCACUUUCAUAAGAAAAAGUAAAUAUCACCAGUAGUUGACUUUGGGGUGCAGUGAAGCUUUCAAUGUGUUUUGAAUCCUUUUGUGCUGUUUGAAUUUUUUAACUCUACAUUCUUGUGUGAGGAGAGGAAAAGAGGGAGGGGAAAGGAGAUGGGUGAUGGAGGAAGGGAGAACGAGAGGGAACAAGUUAUCUUGGAAGUCAAAGUAGGGGACCUUUUCCUUGUAUUUCUUUAUACUUUAAAAAAUAACUAUCUAACCUGAAUGUAAUCAAGUUUUUAUACUGAAUUCCUCACUUACUGGAAAUCCAGGGAGAGAGAGACUCAAAUUCUAAAGGUAGGACAGUAAAUAGACAAUAGCCUUCUGUUUUCAACAAGAAAAUGUACAGGGAAAAAACAAGUGGAAUGUAUUGAGGAAACUAUUUUAUAUUGAGAACAAAGAGAUGUUAUUCAACUAAAUGUAUUAUGCAGACCUUGUAGGGAAAAUAGGGCAAAGUUGUACAGGAUUGGUUUGGGUAAUAUUAAGGACUUAUUGUGAAUAUUUACGGCUGAUAAUGGCUUUAUGGUAAUAUAAAAAAAUGUCCUUAUUUUUUAGAAAUGCAUGUUUUUGUAUUUGGGGGAAAAUGUCAGGUUUUUAAAAUACGUCAACCAAAAAUAAAGCAAUUGAAAAAUGUUCAUUGUUAUAUAUAGGGACAGGAAUAUAGUGAGUCAUUAUACUUUUCUAUUUUCCUAUGUUUGCAUUUUUCACAAUAAUUAAAGAACUAUAAAUACCUAGAAAAAAAUCAGUCUUUCAAAAGCUGGUUUCUAUAUAUCAUAAUCUUUAAAAGACAACAUAAUAAAACAGUGUAUUUACCAUAUUAAAAUGAUAUAAAACACUAAAAAUCUACAAUUUUCUGAAUGUGAUCAUUCCUGCAUUUUUUUCCAAUUAUUUAUGUUCACUGCGCUUCAGGUUGUAGAAAUAACUUACAAUACUUACAUUAUAGCUGCUCUUCAAAAUUAGUAACAUACAGGCACUUUCUUUCGGAAUCCAUUUGCUGUGUAAAGACCUCCUCAUGCUCUUAUAAAUUACCCCAAUUUACCCUUAAAGUUUAACUUACAUUAUUUCUACUUGAGAAAGCUUUCCCAGAGUGCAUGAUUCCAAUAAAUCAAGUUAGCACUUACCCAAACUACUAUUAUCAUACCUGUCACAAUGUAACAUAAAUGUUUUUGCUUGUAUGUCCAUCAUUAUAAGACAACAAGGACCAACGAAUGCUUCUCAUCCAUUAAUUCAUCAGCUCCUUCCUGCUUCAGGUUAGCAAGGCCUCUCUUCCAUCCAGGCCCCCAAUAUCCCCCUGUCCAAGUCUAAUCUCUGGCUAAGUCCUCUUCAUCCUUUAGCACAAAUAUUCCUUUCUCUGAGAAGCCUUCCCUAACCACCUAAUGACAAGCAGGUGUCCCCUUACCCUCCCUUAGCUCUCUUUCAUUGAUAGUACUCACCACAAUGGUGAUGGCAUUUUUAUCUGUACUUGCUUCUUAAAUUUCACUUUCCCCCAUAAGACCAUAAGCUCCAUGGGUACAGGGAUAUGUUUCUUUUACCCGCUCCUGGUAUACUCAGUACCAAGUACAGUGCCUGACACAAAGUAAGGCCACCACUAGAAAUAUUCUGUGGAAUCAAUGAAUGAAUUCUAUCUUGGCUACUAGGAAUAUUCUAUUGAAUGAACUGAUGAAUUCUAUCUUUAGUACUUAGCUUUCAGCAAAGAUUCAAUACUUACUAAAUGAAUGUCAAACUGCUAAUAGCCAUAGAAUUAAAACACAAGUGACUAACAGGACAGUUCACACUACGUAGCUGAACAACAUGAGGGGCAGCGACAGUGCACACAAUCUCUGCAUCACCCUCGAUCAGUGGUCGGUAAACUCAUUAGUCAACAGAGCCAAAUAUCAACAG